Molecule: messenger RNA, 2833 nt
Organism: Rhinichthys klamathensis goyatoka
Lineage: Eukaryota; Metazoa; Chordata; Actinopteri; Cypriniformes; Leuciscidae
Product: matrix metalloproteinase-16-like
Exons: 10
Coding region: 374-2176 (600 amino acids)
Biological process (GO): proteolysis; extracellular matrix organization; skeletal system development
Cellular component (GO): extracellular matrix
Molecular function (GO): zinc ion binding; metalloendopeptidase activity
Source: RefSeq, a predicted model, not a curated record
UGAUAGCGGAGCUCAGUGCGCAUGCUCAGAAGGGAGAGGUAUGGUUGAAAACUCGCAGUCCAUCGCGCUGAGCAGAAGAGGAGCAGCACAACUAAAUGUGACUUAUCUGAGCAUCAUCAUCAUCACAUCUGCGCCUCCGGGAGACAAAGACGAGACGAACUCUAAAGGAGCAAACAACGCGAUCAGCAGAGCCUCCCGGAGUGAUAUGAUAUUAUUAUUAUUAUAUCUCUCGACGUGACGACUGUUUGCCUGCCUCUAAUGUUUCCAACCCACUGAGACCAGAGGGAAUUAUUCCUUCUUUUGUUCUUUGAUUUUUUUUUAUUAUUGACUAUUAAUAAAAGCAAGCAGCCAAAACGAUUAAAUACGGGUCAUUAUGGUUUUGUUAACACUGAAUAAUAGAAGAGGGUUGAAUUGCUUGUGCGCGCAGUUCUUGCUGUGGAUUUUAUGUGCUGUGGACGGUGAGGAGCAGCAAUUCAGUGUGGAGGCUUGGCUGCAGAGGUAUGGCUACCUCCCUCCCACAGACCCCAGAAUGUCCGUCCUGCGGUCAGAUCAGACCAUGCAGUCUGCUAUCGCUGCCAUGCAGCGUCUCUACGGCCUUAAUGUCACCGGUGAACUGGAUAAGAACACCAUUAACUGGAUGAGGAAGCCAAGGUGUGGGGUGCCAGACCAGUUCGGCGGUGGCUCGAAAUUUAGCGUCAGAAAAAGACGUUACGCCCUCACAGGGCAGAAGUGGCAACAUAAACAUAUCACAUACAGCAUAAAAAACGUCACGCCUAAGGUGGGAGCGGAGGAGACCCACAACGCCAUUCGCCGGGCGUUCGACGUGUGGCAGAACGUCACACCGCUGCGUUUCGAGGCAGUUCCCUAUAGUGACCUGGAGCGCAACAAGAAAGAUGUGGAUAUUACUAUCAUUUUCGCCUCAGGUUUCCAUGGCGACAGCUCCCCUUUUGAUGGAGAAGGGGGUUUCCUUGCACAUGCCUACUUUCCUGGUCCAGGGAUCGGAGGAGAUACACACUUUGAUUCGGAUGAGCCCUGGACACUAGGGAACCCUAACCAUGACGGGAACGACCUCUUCCUGGUGGCGGUACAUGAGCUGGGACAUGCGUUAGGCCUGGAGCACUCCAACGACCCCACUGCCAUCAUGGCCCCCUUCUACCAGUACAUGGACACAGAGAACUUCAGACUGCCACACGACGAUCUGCAGGGCAUCCAGAAGAUCUACGGACCUCCAGAUAAACUUCCUCAGCCCACGAGACCUCUACCCACGAUCCCACCCGUCCGCUCGCACCCUCCCGUAGAUCCACGCAAAAACGACAGGCAGACGCGGCCUCCCCGAAUACCGACCGGCGACAAACCAGCGCACCCGAACGCUAAGCCAGACAUCUGUGACGGCGGCUUCAACACGCUUGCCAUCCUCAGGAGGGAGAUGUUCGUGUUUAAGGACCACUGGUUUUGGAGGGUCAGGGAUAAUGCCGUGAUGUCCGGUUACCCCAUGCUCAUCAAUGUCUUCUGGAGGGGUCUGCCACCCAAGAUUGACGCCGUCUAUGAGAACAGCAAGGGCAAAUUUGUGUUUUUCAAAGGGAAGCAGUUCUGGGUGUUCAAGGACACAAUGCUACAGCCUGGCUACCCCCAGGACAUCUCAAUGUUUGGAAACGGCAUGCCAGCUCAGAGUAUAGAGACAGCCGUCUGGUGGGAGGACGUAGCCAAGACCUACUUCUUCAAAGGAGAUAGGUAUUGGAGAUAUAACGAAGACAUGAGAACGAUGGAUCCUGGUUAUCCCAAGUCCAUCACAGUAUGGAAGGGUGUUCCAGAUUCUCCACAGGGAGCAUUUGUGGACAAAGCUAACGGUUUCACGUACUUCUACAAGGGUAAAGAAUACUGGAAGUUCAACAACCACAGGCUGCGGGUGGAGCCGGGCUACCCUCGCUCUAUCCUGAAAGACUUCAUGGGAUGCGACCUCACGCCCAUCGACCCCGACCUGCAGCCGACGGAUGACGAGGACGUCGUGAUUAAACUGGACAGUGAAGCCAGCACGGUUAAAGCCAUCGCCAUCGUCAUUCCCUGCGUCCUGGCGCUCUGCCUGCUGGUGUUGAUCUACACCGUCUUUCAGUUCAAGAGGAAGGGGACGCCCCGCCACAUACUGUACUGUAAACGCUCCAUGCAGGAGUGGGUGUGAGUCUGACAGCCACAAGACACAGUGGCGUAACACCCCAAACUUGCGGACUUUGGCUCUCGACCUGCGUCUCGCUCAAGGAGAACAGCGAGGGCCUUUGCUUUGACUCCCCCUCUCCAGGAGAUGAGGGGCGCAUUUCUCCUAAAACCCCCUUCUCUUCUCUCAUUGGCCCCGGUGCACCCGCUGUAGGACUGCAAGGAUCCCACGGUGCAUUGCGACGUCCAGUGCCACUGUUCCACGUGGAAAUCGCUGAUUGCUAUACGUUUAGGUUUUACAAGUGCACGUUGAAAAAAAAAAUGACGAAAACGUUGUCGCAGGAGCCGAUUUUUGCUUCGGUUUUAUUUUCAGAGAUAUUUACGAUUCCCUUUAAAGCACUCCCAAACCAAAUAAAUCUCUCCAAAGAGGAUCUUUUUUUUCUUUUCUAUACAUCUUUUUUUUCCCUUCCUGCUCUUUAUUUUGCAGUGAUAUGUAGUGGGGGAACUUUUGACUGUUGUGGCAGUCUGUCUCAAAACAGGGGCCAAAAUAUUCUGCAAUAUUUUUUAACAGCCUUAAUUAUGGAUUGUGUUGUUUGCUUUUGUUUUAGUUUAUUCGUUUGUUUUUCGAGCACCGCUUAUGUUCGUCUGUCGGAAAGGCAGUGCAGUAUUGCUUUGCUCCCUUUGA